Molecule: messenger RNA, 1821 nt
Organism: Hordeum vulgare subsp. vulgare (domesticated barley)
Lineage: Eukaryota; Viridiplantae; Streptophyta; Magnoliopsida; Poales; Poaceae
Product: caffeoylshikimate esterase-like
Exons: 9
Coding region: 75-1133 (352 amino acids)
Cellular component (GO): membrane
Molecular function (GO): lipase activity
Source: RefSeq, a predicted model, not a curated record
UUCCCUUAGUGCUGAAGCAUGAUGCGACUCUCCUCUGAAACCCCAAGAAAAUUCCUCGCCUCAACCGGUUGGCGAUGAAUUUGUCUCCAGGCAGAAAAGUCCGUGUCUCCGUGCAUAUAUCCAGCACCACCCCUCGUUUUCCAUCUUCACCGGUCGCUUGCUGUUAUCUUCAGAGAUCGCUUGGGGACUCUGAUCGUCUGACCUAUCCGCAGGGCAUUUCGAAAACCUCUCCCAUGGCUCACUACAAAGAUGACAUCAAGUAUGAAGAGGGCUUCACCUUGAAUUCACGAGGCAGCAGGCUCUUCACCUGCAAAUGGACGCCCAAGAAACAACAGCGCAAGGCUUUGAUCUUCAUCUGCCAUGGCUAUGCAGGAGAGUGCAGCAUAUCGAUGGCAGACACUGCCGCGCGACUGGUGCACGCCGGCUACGCCGUCCACGGGAUAGACCAAGAGGGCCAUGGCAAGUCCUCCGGCUCCAAAGGCUACAUAUCGAGCUUCAGCGACAUCGUCAAGGACUGCUCCGACUACUUCAAGAGCGUCUGCGAGAAGCCGGAGAACAAGACGAAGAAGAGGUUCCUCUACGGCUUCUCCAUGGGCGGCACCGUGGCGCUGCAGGUCCACAGGAAGGACUCCAUGUACUGGGACGGCGCCGUCUUGCUCGCUCCCAUGGUCAAGCUUGGUGAUGGCAUGCGGCCUCAUCCGGUGGUGGUGAGCGCUCUGAAGAUGAUCUGCGCCGUCGUGCCUAGCUGGAGAGUCAUCCCUGCUCCAGAUCAGCUCGACAAAGUCUGCAAAGAUCCCCAGUUCAAGAAAGAGAUCCGUUCCAACCCAUACAUGUACAAGGGGAACAUCGCGUUGCAGACAGGCCACGAACUCCUCGCCGUCAGCCUAGACAUUGAGAAGAACAUGCAUGAGGUCACUUUGCCAUUCUUGGUGCUGCAAGGGGAGGACGACGUGGUGGCCGAUCCUGAGGGGAGCCGGCUGCUCCACGAGCGGGCGUCGAGUAGAGACAAGACCUUGAAGUUGUACCCCGGGAUGUGGCACGUCCUCAUGGCCGAGCCUCCGGCCGACGUCGAGCGUAUCUUUGUAGACGUGAUUUCAUGGCUCAAUGAAAGGGCGGUGAGCGCCAGCAAGUGAUGAAAUGUGUAUGUAGGUGGCCUUUGUUUGAGCUUCAGCUACUGAUUUCCGGAUUCUGGACCUUUCAAAAUCAGAAACUCAAACAAACACACCAGAUUCCACUUUAGCUGGCUAGAAUCGAUUCUAAGAACUGAACUACCAAGCAAGAGAAUCUGGAAGCUGCGAUUUGGAUGAUUCCACCGAUUUUGCAGCUUUCCACAAAAGAAAACGGUUCGCUUUGAACCCUUGCCCCUAUUACAGGUCGAAAUUACAACAGAACUGCCACCACGUCCUCAUCAGAGGAACCGUCCAAGCCGUUUCCUCCAGCCCGACGGAGGACCAGAUCGGGGCAACUGCAGGCCGGUCUGGUGAGGGACGACCAGGAGAGGAGGGAAUCGCCCAGCGGCGUGACGAAUUGGGCGAUGCGUGGACUCGGAGAGCGGCGGCCGAUCGGAUCAAGAGAAGGGCGAGCGAGCAUACGCGUUCUGUGUGCACGGCUGGAGAAGAUCAGCCGAGGUGCCUGCGAACGCGUGUCUGUGUGCGCGGCUAAAGAAGAACAUCCUAUGUGCACCCGUCGCCUGCGCUGAAUGUGCACGGACGUGUACAUGUGCUGAACUAGUGAAUUAGAUGAGGCGGGCGACAUACGCGUUCCAUACUACUCAAAAUACUCAGCAGUGAGGGGCAGUAAUGACAUUUCACAACCCCUCCA